Molecule: messenger RNA, 1186 nt
Organism: Xenia sp. Carnegie-2017
Lineage: Eukaryota; Metazoa; Cnidaria; Anthozoa; Malacalcyonacea; Xeniidae
Product: RING finger and CHY zinc finger domain-containing protein 1-like
Exons: 6
Coding region: 47-1027 (326 amino acids)
Biological process (GO): protein ubiquitination; ubiquitin-dependent protein catabolic process
Cellular component (GO): nucleus
Molecular function (GO): ubiquitin protein ligase activity; zinc ion binding
Source: RefSeq, a predicted model, not a curated record
UCGACGAGAAAAUCAUGGAACAAGAUCAAGUUAUAAAUCUUUAUUAAUGUCAACAAAUGAUCGUCUUUCGUUGCAAUAUUCCUCAACUGCAAGCAAACCCAUACGCAAAAGAAACAACGAUGUUAGCUCUCAUAGAUCCAUUCAGCGACCUUCUAAUCCUUUGUCGCCUGUAAACAUCAAUGUUUCCAACCCUGUUCCUAAACAUCCCCAUGAAAAUCAAUCAGAAGAUUUUUUAACUCAGAAACCGAAAUCAUCAAUUGCAACAAACACAAUCGUGUCUGAAGCCCAUGUAAUGAAUACGUCAUUCAACAAUGCAAGCAAUCCUUUGCGAUCCUCUGGUCUCCCAAAAGGUAUUCAAUUUCCAGGCAGUAAUGGUAAGAAACACUCAAAGUUCAAUAAUAAUUCCCAGAACUCUGAAGUGGUGUUCACGUCUCGGGAAGGUAACUGGUUAUGUAGUCACUAUAAAAGACAUUGUUUUGUUAAAUUUGAUUGUUGUGAGCAGUUUUAUCCCUGUCAUCGUUGUCAUAACAAUCAAAGUGCGUGUGGCAACAAGAAGCUUAAAUCACGUGAUGUAAAAAAAGUCAAAUGUGCUUAUUGUAGCAACGAACAAGAGUUUGGUGAAAAGUGCACGAAUUGUGGUGUUAAAUUUGCCGAAUAUUUCUGCGCUAUAUGUAAACACCUUACUGACAAAGACGACCAUCCUUAUCAUUGCGAGAAAUGUGGAAUUUGCAGAGUUCACGGAGAUCGUUCUUUUCAUUGCGAUGUUUGUGGUGUGUGUCUUGAUGUACAACUGCGUGGUAAUCAUAAAUGUAGAGAAAACUCCGCACAUGAUGAAUGUUGUAUAUGUUUAGAGGAUGCUUUCACAGGUUGUCAAAUAUUACCAUGUUCUCAUAAAGUUCAUAAAGAAUGCGCCAAUGAAAUGAUUCGAAGAGGAAUAACACGCUGUCCCAUUUGUCGUGAAAGUUUUGCUCAUAAACUUGAAAAGAAAACUCCAUCGAAGAGACGUCAUGGUGGAAGACAUAAAUGACAAGCAGCCAUUAUAUAGAUUUACAUUUUGUCCUUCGAUUGGCUGCUUUUAAUUUGAUUAUAGAAAACGAUGAUUUGUGUUUUUAUGAUUUUGUUAAAUUCCUCUGGAGAUGUGUACAUUAUUUUGAACAAAUUGAUAUAUUUUGUUUCACGUUUAAAA